AUGGGUACUCACAAAGCCUUGAAACAAGUCCGUCGGAUAGUUGAAGAUUGCUUCCACAAUGUUCACCCAGUAUAUCAUGUGAAGGAGUUGAUGAUUAAGAAGGAGCUCGAGAAGAAUGAGGAUCUCAAGGAUGAGAACUGGGAUCGAUUCCUACCACACUUCAAGAAUCGGAAUGUACAGCGUAAGAAGCAAAAGAAGAUUGCCAAGAAGAAAUCCAAGGAGCUAUUCCCUCCUGAGCAAUUACCUCGCAAGGAGGAUAUCCAGAUCGAGACCGGUGAAUACUUCCUCUCGAAGGAUCAGAAACAUUCCAAUGAGAUGACUAAGAAACGCGAACAUCAGAAACAAGUAUCUGAGCAGCGCAAGAGGGAACGGGAGGAGAUGUACUCCCAGCCUCCUCCAGAGAAGAUUCGAAAGAGCAAGCAAUAG
This is a messenger RNA of Perkinsus marinus ATCC 50983, 426 nucleotides long. Its product is annotated as Ribosomal RNA assembly protein mis3, putative. NCBI's taxonomy places the organism in Eukaryota, Perkinsozoa, Perkinsida, Perkinsidae. The transcript is spliced from 5 exons. The record is from RefSeq and is a predicted model, not a curated record. Gene Ontology annotation, molecular function: RNA binding. Bases 1 to 426 code for a protein of 141 amino acids. Gene Ontology annotation, cellular component: small-subunit processome; nucleolus.